Messenger RNA from Syngnathus acus (greater pipefish), 548 nucleotides. RefSeq names its product cytochrome c oxidase subunit 8A, mitochondrial-like. Gene Ontology annotation, cellular component: mitochondrion. Lineage: Eukaryota; Metazoa; Chordata; Actinopteri; Syngnathiformes; Syngnathidae. The record is from RefSeq and is a predicted model, not a curated record. The transcript is spliced from 2 exons. Gene Ontology annotation, biological process: mitochondrial electron transport, cytochrome c to oxygen. The coding region runs from base 131 to 337 and encodes 68 amino acids.
AAGAACAAUCGGGAGUUCCGGUGCGGCAAAGAAGGGAAGUGACAUCAGCAGUGAGAGGCAAACCGCAGCCAACAAGCUCGCUCCAUCGCAAACGAGAGGACGCGUCCGUCAUCACAGAAAACAAGGAACUAUGUCUGGCCUUCUGCGAACCAUCUCUUGCCGUGCUGCACCCGCACUGCGUGGACACAGUGUUUGUCUCAGGGCAAAUAUCAACACUCGACCUGCCAAGGAAAAGAUAGGCGCUGUGGAAACUCUGGUUGGAUUGGGUUUGUUCUCCGUGGCCAUCCUGGGGCCAUCUGGAUGGAUCCUGGCUCACCUGGAAGACUACAAGAAAUAAUGAAUUGGACAGUUUGCCUGCCUGCCUGGCGUUCCAAGUCAAUCUUAUCCAGAUGGAGUCUUCGCCAACAGCCAUUUUCAAUCUGUUGUUGCAACAAUUUGACACCUCCAGCCCAAGUUCUGGACAGGAAAAGGUUCCAUGACGAUCGUCAUUAUCCAUCUAGUUCUGUGCAUAUUUGAUUGUAUGGACAACAAUAAAUUUGACAAAUGAA